Lathyrus sativus (Indian pea) is the source of this 612-nucleotide messenger RNA. The record is from the annotation of a GenBank genome assembly. NCBI's taxonomy places the organism in Eukaryota, Viridiplantae, Streptophyta, Magnoliopsida, Fabales, Fabaceae.
AUGCUGAUGGGCUUUGCGAAGAGAUGGCACCUUGAGACGUCCUCCUUACAUCUCCUACACGACGAGCUCACGGUCACACUUGACGACAUCUCCUGUCUGCUACAUAUACCGAUCAGGGGUACUCUCCUCCGUCACGGUAGGAUGACGAAGGAGAAUGUGAGAGAGAUGUUGGUUGAGGAGCUUGGGACUGAUCCAUUGGAUGCGCUUGAGGAGGUGGAUAAGACCAGAGAGGCUCAUGUGAGGUUCUCCUUUCUCACGCGUAGAUUUGGUGAGGCGCUCAUUGCUGCACGCCAGGCAGAUGAUGGUCCAGUUGAGGUUGAGAUACAGAGGCAACAUGUGCUGAGGUGUUAUUUUCUAUUUUUAGUCGGCACUCAGCUGUUUGUGGACACUUCCUCCAUAUAUACAAAUGUCGCUUACUUUCGGUACUUUUUGGAUUCCAUACAGAUCCAUGAGUACAACUGGGGGGCGGCUACCCUGGCUUACAUGUAUUCGAGGUUGGGAGAGGGAGGCCUAUGGAAGACUAAAACUAUGGCAGGGGACGUGGCACUACUUGUGGCUUGGAUAUUCCAGCACUUUCCCAUGAUCUCUGGGUGGGGGAGUGUGCCUGAUUAG